AUGAUUCUCUCGGCCAACUCCCAACAACCGACAGAAUUAGAGCUAAUUGGACAGGCACUUGAGCGUCUUGCUGACAGCUUGUUGGCUAGACAUCAGAUUUGGGCCGCCCACUUCUGCUACCUUCUGGUUCCAACAGCAAUCAGUUCUUUUCCUGUCAGCUCAUCUGUAUUGAACGAGCAAGAUCAGCCUGUUCGUCUCCGCCUCCCAUCCAGAAUUCGCCUUAUUGGCCUCGCAGCUGAGGGACAAAUGAAUGCUCUUCAGAACACAGGCCCUUCGCAUCAUUCUGCUGAUUCCUCAAACAUAGAAAAGAGUGGUGUAGCUCGUCGUUCAGAAUCGCGAUUUGAGGCGUCAAUAGAGGCUAUCCAGUUGACUGAGAUUUACGAGUAUGCAAUGCGGCUAGCCGACCGGCGGUUGCGCAUCUUUGAUCUGAUGGUAAGACAUUGCUAA
Messenger RNA from Protopolystoma xenopodis, 447 nucleotides. Lineage: Eukaryota; Metazoa; Platyhelminthes; Monogenea; Polystomatidea; Polystomatidae. The record is from the annotation of a GenBank genome assembly.